GUAUCUGGAGAACAAGACCCGCCUCCCUGACGUCGCUAUUUAAAGGUACAAAGUGCCAACGCGUACCGACCUGCUGCUCACUAACUACACAGGGAGGUGUCGCGAGAGGCUGCCUGAAGGUGUCGAUCAUGAUGCUGCUCAAGUCACUGGUAUCCCUCUGCGUCUUGGCCGCUGCUGCCUUCGCUGUCCCUGCUCAGGAGAAGCGCAUCCAUCACCAGGCUGAUCUGAGUGACCACGCCCAUGAUGAUGCUCACAGCUUCCAGUAUGACCACGAGGCCUUCCUGGGCAAGGAGGAGGCCAAGACCUUUGACCAGCUGACCCCUGAGGAGAGCAAAGACAGAUUAGCGAAGAUUGUGGACCGCAUUGACACUGACAAGGACGGCUACGUCAGCCAUGCAGAGCUGCACUACUGGAUCAAACACCGUCAGAGGAGGUACAUCGAGGAGAACGUGAACAAACACUGGAGUGACUACGACAAGAACCAGGAUGGCAAGAUAGGCUGGGAGGAGUACAAAAACACCACCUACGGCUACUACCUGGAUGAGGAGUUUGAUGAUAUUGAAGAUAAGGCCACCUAUAAGUCCAUGCUCACCCGGGACGAAAGGCGCUUUAAGACAGCUGACAAAGACCGGGAUGGUAUUGCUACACGUGAGGAGUUCACUGCCUUCCUUCACCCUGAGGAGUUUGAUUACAUGAAGGAUGUGGUAGUGCAGGAAACUGUGGAAGACAUUGAUAAGAACGGUGAUGGAAAGAUCAACUUGGAUGAAUACAUUGGUGAUAUGUACACACCUGAAUCCGGGGAGAGUGAACCUGACUGGGUCCAGACAGAGAGGAAACAUUUCUCUGAGUUCAGAGACACCAACAAGGAUGGCUACCUGGAUGCUGCUGAGGUGGCCCAUUGGGUUUUGCCUGGAGAGGUUGACCACGCUGACAAUGAAGCCAAACACUUGAUCCACGAGACAGACACCGACAAGGACGGGAAAAUGACCAAGAAGGAGAUUCUGGCCAACUGGAACAUGUUUGUGGGCAGCCAGGCGACCAAUUAUGGGGAAGAUUUAACCAAGAGACAUGAUGAACUUUGAUGAGCCCUCAUGUCCCAAGAGAAGCUCAUCUGGGUUUAUAUUUCACUACUAUGGAGGCUUUGGUUACAGGGGUUAUGGGAUUUGGGGGGGGGACUCAGCAAAGUAAAGUUCCGAUGUUGGGUUUUGCCAUUAUCAAGGGUAUAAUCAUGUACCCUUUUUUAUACAUGCACGUACACAACUGCACAUGCACACACACACUUACUUCAGCAUACUGUGUAUGUGAGUACAGAUGACCCUACACACACUCCUCUUUGUUUUAUUUCAAUGUGUGUUACAUUUUUUGAAAUUGAGAUGUCUGUCCUCAGGUAAAAACCGUGUGUCUCAGUCAAACUCAUUCUGCAGAUAACGUCCAAUGCACUGGCACCCAGCUGAAACUGUGCUGGUUUUCUGUUAGCCACACAGGUUCCAAAGUGGUCCCAACACAUGAAGACGCAGUUCUUCCUCUACAAUAAAAGCCAUCAAACAUCUGGGAUACUGAGUUUUUAUCUGAGACUGACAUUGUUACAUAGGUCAGAGAGCAUGAGAAAGUGACUGUGAUGCACAAGAGGAGGAGAGGAAAAGACAGGUUUGACCACCAAAGGGCUGUUACUGACUUUUUUUGGGUUUGACUUAAAUAAAGUCUUGUUUUUUUCUAUAA
Molecule: messenger RNA, 1719 nt
Organism: Lates calcarifer (barramundi perch)
Lineage: Eukaryota; Metazoa; Chordata; Actinopteri; Centropomidae
Gene: rcn3
Product: reticulocalbin 3, EF-hand calcium binding domain
Exons: 8
Coding region: 129-1082 (317 amino acids)
Cellular component (GO): endoplasmic reticulum
Molecular function (GO): calcium ion binding
Source: RefSeq, a predicted model, not a curated record